Molecule: messenger RNA, 2686 nt
Organism: Schistosoma turkestanicum
Lineage: Eukaryota; Metazoa; Platyhelminthes; Trematoda; Strigeidida; Schistosomatidae
Source: the annotation of a GenBank genome assembly
UUCAUCCUGUGGGCUACCAACGCCCUAAGUUAAUGCUCUAUAGUUUGAGUCGUCAUUUUCUUAAGUCACUUAAUCUACGGCCAUUCCAAUCACCCCUGCUUCCUUACUCCAGUUAGGAAAAAUGGAAAAACGGACCCAACCAAAAUGGUUCACUCCAGUUCCAAACGUUCAAGACGGACAGUUACCGAGUAUUUAUCUUUACAAUAGCCUGACUUCACGAAAGGAUCUGUUUAUUCCUCAAGAUGGGAGACAUAUCAAGUGGUAUAUCUGCGGUCCAACUGUGUAUGAUGUGUCUCAUAUGGGCCAUGCCAGAACGUAUGUUGCGUUUGACAUCAUUCGUCGCGUGUUGGUGGAUUAUUUCAACUUUGAGGUUACUUACGUCUUAAAUAUCACAGACAUUGAUGACAAGAUUAUUAAACGUGCUCGGCAAAAUCACCUGAUCAAUGAUUAUCAGCUCAAAGAACCAGAUCUAGCCACAGUCGUUGGUCAUAUUGCCAAAGGAAUCCAGCAUAUUAAGUCCAAAAUUCUAUCUGAAACGGAUCCAGAUAAAAAAACAUACUUAAACAGCGAAGUAGAUCGUCUCACAUCGCUUCUGUCCACUACGCCUUCUGAUAAAGAGGAUCCAGUUAAUUUCUUGAUUCUAAACGCUCGUGACGCUAUUGCAGAUACCUUAGACAUAGCUUAUGGUGCCUCUGUCAGUGACCACCAGAUCUUCGAGGCGUUAGCUAGACAUUUCGAGAAGGAGUAUCUCGCUGAUAUGGCGUCUUUAAACAUCAUUCCUCCAUCAGUACUCGUUCGGGUCACAGAGUAUAUUGAUGCUAUAAUAAAAUAUGUGGAACAAAUUAUUGAAAACGGCUUUGCAUAUAUUGCUCCAUCUGGAUCGGUGUAUUUUGAUACAAAUAAAUUUGCCAGUUCUCCUAUGCACUUUUAUGCUAAGCUUGUGCCAACCGCAUACGGUGAUACUAAUCAAUUGGAAUCUGGAGAAGGUGAGUUGAGUAUAACAGGAGAGAAAAAGUCACCGAAUGAUUUUGCUCUGUGGAAGGCAUCCAAACCUGGAGAACCCGCAUGGGUUAGUCCUUGGGGUAAAGGUAGACCUGGUUGGCAUAUAGAAUGUUCAGUCAUGGCUAGUGAUAUUCUUGGAGAUACUCUUGAUAUACAUAGUGGUGGAGUAGAUCUAAAGUUCCCACACCAUGAUAACGAACUGGCUCAGUCUGAAGCUUUUUUCGGACAUUCUCAUUGGGUUAAUUAUUUCCUUCAUUCUGGUCAUUUAACUAUUUCUGGUUGUAAAAUGUCAAAGUCAUUGAAAAAUUUCAUAACUAUUCGUGAUGCACUUAAAACUCAUUCAGCUCGACAAAUACGUUUGAUAUUUCUUCUACAUUCCUGGGGUGAUACGUUAGAUUAUAGUGCUGAUACAUUGGCUGAGGCUAUGGGUUUUGAGAAACAAUUAGUUGAUUUCUUGUACACUUGUUCAAAUAUUCAGUUUUUGGCAAAGCAAUCUUUAUUGAAUAAUAAUAAUAAUCACACUUUGGAAGAAACUGAAACUGGUGACUUUAAACAGACUCUUUUGGAUAUACAACAUAAAGUAUAUCAUGCAUUAUGUGACUCCUGUGAUACUCGAUCAGUCUUGGACUGUAUCAAAAUGUUAAUGUCAGAAGCUGAUUCGAAAUUAUUCAAUCGUAUUGAACCAAACAAGUGUAUAUCCAAUCUAGCAGAUGAUGCUUUUGCUUCAAGUCGUUUUAUCCUUCAACUAUUUCGUAUUUUUGGUGUUGCUGAUCAUACCGCUGUCGCUGCUGGUUCUCCAGUACCAUCUGGACUUGUUGUAGCUGGUAACAAAGUUCCAGAAAAUCAUGAAAUUGUACCUUUAAGAGAAGCCGAUGAAACUGCAUUUGGUUUUCGAAGUUGGCUUUCUCUCGAUAGUCUGACUGAAGAACGUCUUAUAUCUUGUGUACACAAAUCACUGGAAGCUAGUUCAAUGUUUAUCCAAGCUAUUAUUCAUGAAGGUGAUCUAUUCAAACAGAUUGUGGCUGAUUUCACUUCUGAAGUACAGAAACAGUACGGAAUUGAUUUAUUCAAUAUAGAAUCAGAUGGAAGGCACUGCUUGGAAUGCAUUUUGCAAACUAGCCACCAAUCGAGUCUUUUUGAAUUAACAAGUAUACCACAUGGACUAGAAAUUAAUGUAUGGCCAAUUGUUUUUAAUUUUCUCCAUACACUUGUUUCUAUACGUAAUACAAUAAGAAAAAUGUUAUCUUCUGGCUCUGUGAUGGAUUCUUCUUGCAAGAAACGCUUGUAUGAAGCAUGUGAUCGUUUUCGUGAUAUUGAUCUUGUGAAUGCAGAAAUUCGACUUCAAGAUCGUGCUACAACAAUGGAUCUUAGUCGUGGUUUAGAUAUUCCACCUUUUAUUGGAUUAGUUGAUAAAAUAUUUUUACUAAAUGAACAUUCAAGCAAUAAAACAAAGCGUGUUGAAACAAAAGUUGUAAAAAAUACUGUCAAACAAGAGGCAGGUCGUAUACCACCUUGGGAGCUUUUCCUCUCUGAAGUGGAUAAAUAUUCGAAAUUCGAUAGUAAGGGUAUGCCUACACAUGAUGCAUCAGGCAAUGAAUUAACAAAAAGUGCUUUGAAAAAAUUACAAAAAUUAUAUAUUGCCCAAGAGAAAAAUUAUACAAAAUUUUUAAAAUGUAAAGAAUAA